Messenger RNA from Hipposideros armiger (great roundleaf bat), 2014 nucleotides. It is a transcript of the gene NIPSNAP1, whose product is annotated as nipsnap homolog 1. Gene Ontology annotation, biological process: sensory perception of pain. Bases 41 to 901 code for a protein of 286 amino acids. The record is from RefSeq and is a predicted model, not a curated record. Gene Ontology annotation, cellular component: mitochondrion. The transcript is spliced from 10 exons. NCBI's taxonomy places the organism in Eukaryota, Metazoa, Chordata, Mammalia, Chiroptera, Hipposideridae.
UUCGGGGGCGAGGCCUUCCGCCAACCAUCUCCGCUCCAACAUGGCUACACGACUGUGCAGCAUCUCUGCGGCGGCGCGGCGGCUGCUGGGGGGCCCCGGGCCCCGCACCGGGGACGUUGCGGCUGUGGCUGCGGCUGCGGCGCGGUUCUAUUCCAAGGACAAUGAAGGCAGCUGGUUCCGUUCUCUCUUUGUGCACAAGGUGGAUCCCCGGAAGGACGCCCACUCCACCCUGCUAUCCAAGAAGGAGACCAGCAGCCUCUACAAGAUCCAGUUUCACAAUGUGAAGCCUGAGUGUCUGGAUGCCUACAACAGCCUGACGGAGGCUGUGCUACCCAAGCUGCACCUGGAUGAGGACUACCCCUGCUCGCUUGUGGGCAACUGGAACACAUGGUACGGGGAGCAGGACCAGGCAGUGCACCUAUGGCGAUUCUCAGGUGGCUACCCAGCCCUCAUGGACUGCAUGAACAAGCUCAAAAGCAACAAGGAGUACCUGGAGUUCCGAAAGGAGCGGAGCCAAAUGCUGCUGUCCAGGAGAAACCAGAUGCUCCUCGAGUUCAGCUUCUGGAAUGAGCCACAGCCCAGAGCGGGCCCCAACAUCUAUGAGCUGAGAACAUACAAGCUCAAGCCAGGAACUAUGAUUGAGUGGGGGAACAACUGGGCUCGGGCCAUCAAGUACCGGCAGGAGAACCAGGAGGCAGUGGGCGGCUUCUUCUCGCAGAUAGGGGAGCUCUACGUUGUACACCAUCUCUGGGCCUAUAAAGACCUACAGUCUCGGGAGGAGACUAGAAACGCUGCCUGGAGGAAGAGGGGCUGGGACGAAAAUGUCUACUACACAGUCCCCUUGGUGCGACACAUGGAGUCUCGGAUCAUGAUCCCUUUGAAGAUCUCACCUCUUCAGUGAUGCUGCUGUUGGCUCCACGGCUUUCCCCUUCUCCCUCAGGGCAGCCAUGGACAGAGGAGCUCCCAGUCCAGCUGCCUUGGUUUUCUCUCAGAUUUGGGAGGACUCUGGGGACUAGCGCUCAGCUCAGACAAGGGGGAGCUGAAGGAUAACAGGGUUUUGAGCAUUUGUAGCUCUGCCCAGACCCUUCCCACUUUCCCCACUCCUCCCCCUGGGUUGGAGGCAGUUUUUAAUUUCUCUGAGUGAAGAACAGCAACCUUUUUUGUCUUCUCACAUUUCCCCUUAAGAUUCCUCAUCUCAAGGCCACCAGUCCUGUUGUCACCAUAGAAACCCUCAGUUUAGCUUUAGUUGCACAAAAGAUAGUGUUGCCAGUGGUUAGGGCUGGGGCGGGAAGGGAGGAUGUCAAACCAGGCCAGGCUCUCAGGAGUUCCCUGGUCUCCACUGGGCCACCUACUUGCUGGACAGUCUGAACCAAGUCCCUCUUGCUAGGGAAAAGCCUAGAGCUGUUUCAAGAUGUGAAGGGGAAAACCCUCAAGUUAGCAAAGUCAACAGGAGGUCUACAUUUUCCACCCAGAAAGGCUGGGAAAAGGGAGCUGGAAAGAAUAGGGGCAGGAAACAGAAUGGAACAGGAACAAGAACCUAGAAGGUAGAACUUAGAAUUCAAAACGAGGGUUUGAACUGCAGAACUUGGAAUCCAGCAUAGGGAAGAUAGAACAGAGGUGACAACAGAACACUUGGGAAGGAGCUCCUAAUACAAGACAGUUGGAGACAGGCUCAUCUGUUUAUACAUAAUUAGGCUGGAAACUUGAAUGUGUAGUUCCAGCCCUGCCUGUGCAGAGAAUCUCUUGUCCUCCCUUUUCCUUCUUGAAGGCAAAGGUACGGGCCGGGGCCUGAACUUCCCGUCCCUCCGCAUCCCUUUUCUCCCUCUUCACAUUCUAUCAGCCCAACCCUUUCUACUGGGCCACUGGGUAUGUGAAAUGGGGUGAGUGACUUUGGAAGCCUCCCCAGUGACCCCCCACACCUCAUGAACCUCUGGGUAGCUUGAUUCUGCCUCCCUUUCAGGAAAACUUGUGCUGGAGUUUCUGAUGGAAGCAAUUAAAUGUUUACUAUAAACCA